AUGUCUGUUCUGUCAUGUAGAGUGAAGGAAAAGGGAGGGUGGGAGACCACCGGAGAUGGAGGAGAGAAACUGUGGCUCAAUCCCGUGGAAGUGGUGGAGGUGGAGAUGGCGGUGAAAGGCGGUGGUGGUUAUGGAGGUGGCAUGGUGGCUAAAAACAAGGCUGUGGUGGCUACGAACAAGGCUCAGCCUCGUAGAAGCGAUGGAGGUGGAGACCAUGGUAGAGGUGUCGGUGGAUACCGUAGUCGAGGCGGUGGUAGUUAUGGAGAUGAUGGUGGUUAUAGAAGUGGUGAUUAA
Messenger RNA from Brassica oleracea var. oleracea, 294 nucleotides. RefSeq names its product glycine-rich protein 2-like. Bases 1 to 294 code for a protein of 97 amino acids. The transcript is spliced from 2 exons. NCBI's taxonomy places the organism in Eukaryota, Viridiplantae, Streptophyta, Magnoliopsida, Brassicales, Brassicaceae. The record is from RefSeq and is a predicted model, not a curated record.